UUUUGUUGUUUGUUUGAAUAACAGAGGCAUUGAGAUCACGGAAGCUCUUAGACUACAGAUGGAAGUUCAAAAACGGCUACAUGAACAACUGGAGAUUCAGAGAAAUUUGCAGUUGCGGAUAGAAGAACAAGGGAGGUACCUCCAGAUGAUGUUUGAAAAGCAGAAAUCAGGUAUUGACAAGCUGAAGGGAUCAUCGUCCAAUCAGGAGAAUCUGCCUUCAGAUUCUCCAGACAAAAAUGAAGAGGAUGCCUCCAAGGUAGAUGAUGGCAGGAGGGAAAAGGUCAAUAAUAGUGCCAGCUCUACAUUAGAAGAAAUUUCAAACAUACCAAGUAGAAAGCGAAAGGAUCCUGAAGCUGAAGCUCAUGAGGAGUCUCCAUUAAGUUCCCAACCCUCAAAGCGUCCAAGAACGGAUGAGUAGAGCCAUUAUCUGCAUUUGAUCUCACCAAAAAUAAUGAUUCUGUGAAAGUUCUAAUCUUUUUAAGAACAGACUAGUUCACUGAUGGAUAGGCUUUCAAAGUAGAUGCCCUGCUCUUUUGUUCUAAAGGUCUCCUUGUGUGAAAUUUGCUUAUGCCCUUUGUUAAUAAGUUAAUAUACCCUCCCUCUCCAUCUCUAUCUCGUUCUCCCUCUCUCUACAGAAAGAAAAUGAAGAAGAGUUCUAAAGCAAUAGCUUCGGCCUUUGAAUUCCUACUCUUGUACUCAAAAGAAGGUGCAUUUGAUGUAAGUCGUUAUGAGAAUGAUUUGAUCCCUUAUUUUCAACCUGUAGGGAAUAUUUUGCUGGCAGGAAAUAAUACUUAUUACCCAAGAUUAGCUAUUAUAGAUCCUUAAAUCUUCAGUUGCACACCUUGAUUCCUGAUGGCGUAGCCAUUUUGUAAAUAGAAAUGUAAUAGAAGGCUUUUCAGUCUGGUUUUAUGGAUUUGAAUCUGCAGUGAAA
Carica papaya (papaya) is the source of this 931-nucleotide messenger RNA. The record is from RefSeq and is a predicted model, not a curated record. Lineage: Eukaryota; Viridiplantae; Streptophyta; Magnoliopsida; Brassicales; Caricaceae.